Messenger RNA from Plectropomus leopardus (leopard coralgrouper), 2607 nucleotides. NCBI's taxonomy places the organism in Eukaryota, Metazoa, Chordata, Actinopteri, Perciformes, Serranidae. The record is from RefSeq and is a predicted model, not a curated record.
UGGGAUGGUUUGGAGGAAACUGAUGCAGUUAGAAACAAGACAUGUCUCAGUUUUCCUCCAAAUGUUGUGAUAAUGAUGGAGCGUUUUUUUGCAGUGACGGGGAUGGAGUUGGGUCUUCUGCUGUUGAUGCUUCUGACCUUAACGGGAAACACAUCAGCUGUGCCUGAUCAGUUCAGUAGAGCAGUGGAUUGGUUAAGCAGGUAUGGCUACCUUCCUCCUCCUGACCCACGCACAAGUAAACUGCAGACCAAAGAGGGGAUGGAGAAAGCCAUUCGUGUCAUGCAGAGAUUUGGCGGGGUCCCAGAAACGGGGCAGCUCGACAAUGAAACUCUCAAGCUCAUGUCUACGCCUCGUUGCUCUCUCCCCGACAUCGUUGGAAGUGAGGACAUGCUGAAGAGGAGGAGGAGGAGGAGGAGAUACGCCCUGUCAGGCCUAAAGUGGCAUAAGACUGACCUCACAUGGAGUGUCCACAGCUACCCAUCGCCCUCCCUCUCACCCGGCCUGCCUAACACUUUAGUGGACAGCAUCCUGACUUACGCCUUCAAAGCCUGGAGUGAUGCGGCCCCCUUGACUUUCCGUCAGCUGAAGAUUGACAGCAGGGGGGCGGCAACCGGAGGCGACAUCAGAGUGACUUUUGCCCGCUUGCUUCACGACGACGGGUACCCUUUUGACGGGCAGGGUGGCACCCUGGCCCACGCCUUCUUCCCUGGCAGGGAUGAAGUGGCGGGUGACACACACUUUGACGAUCAUGAGAUCUGGAGCUAUGGAGGUCAGAGCAGCACCACAGACUUGUUCACAGUUGCAGUGCACGAGUUUGGCCACGCUCUCGGCCUGUCCCAUUCCUCCUCUGAUCCGUCCAUCAUGAGACCGUAUUACCAGGGUCCUGUGGGAGAUAUCCCCAACUUCCAGCUGGCCCUGGACGACAAGCUGGCCAUCCAACAGCUUUAUGGUGUGAAGGAUGGCAGACCACCAGGAGGUGGUGAUCCUGUCAACCCACGCCUGCCCAGCCCACCUCCUCCAAGGCCAACACAGCCGUCUGACCCCUCAUUCCACGAGCGCUGUCAGGGAGGUUUUGACGCAGUGGCAAAUAUAAGAGGAGAGGUCUUCUUUUUCAAAGGUGCACACUUCUGGAGAACUAAGCGGGAUGGAUCUUUGGUGUCCCUUAAUCCGGCUCAGAUCAAAAACUUCUGGAUUGGCCUCCCGCCAGGAACCAACAAAAUUGAUGCCGUGUAUGAGAGGAAGAGUGACAGCAGGAUCAUCUUCUUUAUCGGACCUCAGUACUGGGUCUUCAAGGACACGGUUGCUAUGAGCGGCUACCCUCGGCCCCUCUCCGAAUGGGGCAUGAGGACAAGAAGCGGGCAGCUGGUGGAGAGGGUAGAUGCAGCCUUCAUCUGGGCCCACAAUGGCAAGACCUACCUGUUCAGCAGCGGGGAGUUUUGGCGGUUUGAUGAGGGCCGUAGGGGUGAACAGGUGACCAGGCAGCUGGAGCCAGGCUACCCACGGGACAACAGCCUUUGGGGAGGAGUGCCCACCCACAUGGAUGACAUCAUCAGCUGGGGAGAAGGAGAUGCCUACUUCUUCAAGGACAACCUUUACUGGGUGCUAAAGAAUGGAGGGCUGAACCAGGAGGUCGUCAUUCCUAAAUCCACUGCUGUGGACUGGCUCAGAUGUCCAGCUCCGCCUGCAACCUCCACUCCUAAAAUCCCAAAGCAGUGCAACUGUGACUUGAAGGGAUCUUCAUCAUUUUUAAGAGGCAGCUGUGUCCUCCUGAUCUCUGUUUUAUUGGUCAUUUACGAAUUGAUUAGAAAAUAGAUACCAGAGUUUCUAGUAGUGGAGGCAGGCUGUUUUUGUAUCACUUCCCUUAUUCUAAUGGAGUGUAAUAGAGGCUCUUUAAAUAAUCAAACACUCACAGUACAUUACAACCCACAAGCUGGUUUCAAGUUACACCCUAGUGUCAUAAAAAUGUUAAAUAUCUGCCUUUUACUUUAGCAUAAGGCCUGUAUUACUGUAAAUAAUUUACCUUAUCAGAGCAUAUUGCUGACCGUGAAAAGAGUACAUUUUGUGUCCUCCCUCCAUCUAGCUAUUGAAUUUCAACCCCUCCUUUUUCGAAACUAAGUAUUGAAUUUUGUAGAGCCUCUAUAGGAGAAUGCAUGGAAAUGUGACACUGAGGGCUACUCCCUCAUAAUGGGGCCUUACCCAAACACCUAGUGUUUGGACAAUAAACAGACCACACAAAAACACUGAAGUGCCACAGUCAGAUUCUUUAUCAAAGGUCAUUUUUUAAAAUUCAAAGCAGAUUUUUAAAGAUAUGCAGUACAAAGAGAAAUAUGGUAAAAUAAACUUGCAGAUUGUGUUGUGGUUUGUUGUUGCCCCGUUUGUUUUACAGCUUUAUGUUGUACAUAACUUUUACUCAUGGACACUGGGAUGAGCAAGAAGAAAAAAUAACUUUUUCUUGAAAGUUGAGCGGAUAAAAUGUUUAUGCUUAUUAAAAGAGUUAUUGCAUCGGUUCUGCCAACGGAGAUGUGGACUCAGUUAAAAGCAAUCAGUCGUUUACUUGGUAAGAGUUCAAAGCACCGAACAGGAACUCAGUCAAACUCAGCACAAAGG